Messenger RNA from Echinops telfairi (small Madagascar hedgehog), 4932 nucleotides. It is a transcript of the gene TSHZ3, whose product is annotated as teashirt zinc finger homeobox 3. Gene Ontology annotation, molecular function: DNA binding; DNA-binding transcription factor activity, RNA polymerase II-specific. The transcript has 3 exons. Gene Ontology annotation, cellular component: nucleus. Gene Ontology annotation, biological process: regulation of transcription by RNA polymerase II. NCBI's taxonomy places the organism in Eukaryota, Metazoa, Chordata, Mammalia, Afrosoricida, Tenrecidae. The record is from RefSeq and is a predicted model, not a curated record. The coding region runs from base 1 to 3282 and encodes 1093 amino acids.
AUGAUCCAGAAGAGGAAGUGCUCCCUGGCUCCAUUGCUCCCGGAAAGACAGGAUCCCUGGUGGAUGCCCAUGGAGCUUAUGCAGACCUAUGUUUCAGAUGAGCUCAAGGCUGCUGCCCUGGUGGAUGAAGACGUAGACCCGGAGGAGAACCCGGCCGAUGGAGAGCCCGCGGCCAAAUACGCGUGUCCGGAGAAGGAGCUCGGCAAGCCCUGCUCCAGUUACCAGAACUCCCCGGCGGCCGAGUUUUCCAGCCACGAGAUGGACAGUGAGUCGCACACCAGUGAGACCAGUGACCGCAUGGCUGACUUUGAGAGCGGCUCCAUCAAGAAUGAAGAGGAGGCGAAGGAGGUCACGGUGCCCCUGGAAGACACCACCGUGUCGGACAGCUUGGAGCAGAUGAAGGCCGUGUACAACAACUUCCUCUCCAACUCCUACUGGUCCAACCUCAACCUCAACCUGCACCCGCCCUCGUCCGAGAAGAACAACAACGGCAGCAGCAGCAGCAGCAGCAGCAGUAGCAGCAGCUGUGGCAGCGGCAGCUUCGACUGGCACCAGAGCGCCAUGGCCAAGACGCUGCAGCAGGUGUCCCAGAGCCGCCUGCUGCCCGAGCCCAGCCUGUUCAGCACCGUGCAGCUGUACCGGCAGAGCAGCAAGCUCUACGGCUCCAUCUUCACCGGGGCCAGCAAGUUCCGCUGCAAGGACUGCAGCGCAGCCUACGACACGCUGGUGGAGCUGACGGUGCACAUGAACGAGACCGGCCACUACCGAGACGACAACCACGAGACCGAUAACAACAACCCCAAGCGCUGGUCCAAGCCGCGCAAGCGCUCCUUGCUGGAGAUGGAGGGGAAGGAAGAUGCCCAGAAGGUGUUGAAGUGCAUGUACUGCGGCCACUCCUUUGAGUCCCUCCAGGACUUGAGUGUCCAUAUGAUCAAAACAAAACACUACCAAAAAGUGCCUCUGAAGGAACCCGUCACCCCCGUCGCCGCCAAAAUCCUCCCAGCCUCGCGGAAGAAAGCGCUGCUGGAGCUGGAGCUCCCCAGCUCGCCGGACUCCACCGGCGGCACCCCCAAGGCUGCGCUGGCUGACACCACGGACGCGCUGCAGAAGAAUGCCAACCCGUACAUCACCCCGAACAACCGCUAUGGCCACCAGAACGGGGCCAGCUACGCCUGGCACUUCGAGGCCCGCAAGUCCCAGAUCCUGAAGUGCAUGGAGUGCGGCAGCUCCCACGACACCCUGCAGGAGCUCACGGCCCACAUGAUGGUGACCGGCCACUUCAUCAAGGUCACCAACUCUGCCAUGAAGAAGGGGAAGCCCAUCAUGGAGACACCCAUCACGCCCACCAUCACGACCCUGAUUGACGAGAAGGUUCAGUCGGUGCCCCUGGCGGCCACCACCUUCACGUCCCCCUCCAACACACCUUCCAGCGUCUCCCCGAAACUGAACGUGGAGGUCAAGAAGGAGGUGGACAAGGAGAAAGUCGUCAACGACGAGAAGCCCAAGGAAAAGGAGAAGGCCGGCGAGGAAGAGGAGAAGUAUGACAUCUCUUCCAAAUACCAUUACUUGACCGAAAACGACUUAGAGGAGAGUCCCAAGGGGGGACUCGAUAUCCUGAAGUCCUUAGAAAACACCGUGACAUCAGCAAUCAACAAGGCGCAGAAUGGCACCCCCAGCUGGGGGGGCUACCCCAGCAUCCAUGCCGCCUACCAGCUCCCCAACAUGAUGAAGCUGUCGCUGGGCGCCUCGGGGAAAAGCACGGCCCUCAAGCCCAUGUUUGCCACCAGCGACACCGUGUCUCCCACCAAGAGCCAGCCGCUGGUCUCGCCAGCCAGCAGCCAGACCUCCCCCAUGCCCAAGACCAACUUCCACGCCAUGGAGGAGCUGGUGAAAAAGGUCACGGAGAAAGUCGCCAAAGCCGAGGAGAAGAUGAAGGAGCCGGAGGGCAAGCUGUCCCCGCCCAAGCGGGCCACCCCUUCCCCAUGCAGCAGCGAAGUUAGCGAGCCCAUCAAGAUGGAAGCCCCCGGCGACGGGGGCUUCCACAGCCAGGAGAGCAGCCCCAGGCCCCAGCAGGACGGGGGCAAGGAGGGGAGCCCACCGGCCGAGCCAGCGGAGAACGGCAAGGAGCUGAGGAAGCCCCUGAGUAGCAGCACCGCCAUCAUCACUGACCACCCGCCAGAGCAGCCUUUCGUCAACCCGCUGAGCGCCCUCCAGUCGGUCAUGAACAUCCACCUGGGCAAGGCUGCCAAGCCCUCCCUGCCCGCCCUGGACCCCAUGAGCAUGCUCUUCAAGAUGAGCAAUAGCUUGGCGGAGAAGGCGGCCGUCGCCACCCCCCCACCCCUCCAGUCCAAGAAGGUGGACCACUUGGACCGCUAUUUCUACCACGUCAACAACGACCAGCCCAUCGACUUGACGAAAGGGAAGGGUGACAAAGGGUGCUCUUUGGGUUCAGUGCUUUUGUCGCCCACGUCCGCAUCCCCGGCAACCUCCUCAUCCACGGUGACAACGGCGAAGACAUCUGCCGUCGUAUCAUUCAUGUCAAACUCGCCGCUCCGCGAGAAUGCCUUGUCAGAUAUCUCUGACAUGCUCAAGAACUUGACAGAGAGCCACACGUCAAAAUCCUCCACUCCUUCCAGCGUCUCCGAGAAGUCUGACAUUGACGGGGCCACCUUGGAGGAGGCCGAGGAGGCGACGCCCGCGCAGAAGAGGAAGGGCCGCCAGUCAAACUGGAACCCCCAGCACCUGCUGAUCCUGCAGGCCCAGUUUGCCGCCAGCCUGCGGCAGACCUCCGAGGGCAAGUACAUCAUGUCCGACCUGAGCCCCCAGGAGCGGAUGCACAUCUCCAGGUUCACGGGUCUCUCCAUGACCACCAUCAGCCACUGGCUGGCCAAUGUGAAGUACCAGCUCCGAAGGACAGGUGGAACAAAGUUCCUCAAAAACCUGGACACUGGCCACCCCGUGUUCUUUUGUAACGACUGCGCAUCACAAAUCAGGACCCCUUCCACGUACAUCAGUCAUCUCGAGUCUCACCUGGGCUUCCGCCUGCGGGACCUGUCCAAACUGUCCACCGAACAGAUUAACAAUCAAAUAGCACAAACCAAGUCCCCCUCAGAAAAAUUGGUGACGUCCUCCCCCGAGGAGGACCUGGGGACCUCCUACCAGUGCAAGCUGUGCAAUCGGACCUUUGCGAGCAAGCACGCCGUCAAACUCCACCUUAGCAAAACCCACGGGAAGUCCCCAGAAGACCACCUCCUGUACGUGUCCGAGCUGGAGAAGCAGUAGCGUUGGCUUUUGACGGGAGGGACUCUUCCUUUGCUUUGAGGGAAGCCCGGGCAGGCACUUCCGGGCCCCCUCCGUCUUGUUCUUGGCACAUGUUCUUAUUUUAACCGCAGAGCACCAGCCUGGGCCGGACCGUUUUGUAUACGUGUACAGUGUUUCAUAGAGGUGCAUCAUCAGCUGUUGUGACUGGUAAAACUAUGAAGGUUAAAAUGCAGUGGUAAAGUGUUUGGGACUUUGUGUAAAUGGGAUUUAGUCGUAAGCAUCGCUCUGGUGCUUCAAGCUGCAUGCGUUAACAGACAGUUUAAGCAUUUAUAACGAACCCGGGCACACUUCCUCCACGCGGCCGGGUGUGCUAGGCCUCCUCACCCUUUCGUCUUCAGCCCUGAGUACUUUGAAGCACUUUUGCAUUAAUUUGGUUAUAAAAUGAAAUACUAAUAAUGUAUGAAGCUCUGUUUUUUAAACUCCUCUACCAGCUUAGUUAUAAUGAAUAAUAUGAACCUCCACUUAUGCAGGUCUGCAGGGGUAUUACACGCCUUGAAAUUUAAAAGAAUAUUAUUUUCACAUUGAAACAUAGAUGUAUAUAUUGUAUAGAUUUCAGACUCUCUUAUGAAAGAAAAAAUGUGAUUGUGAUUAAAUGACCAGUUUCUUUCUUUUCUUUUUCUCCCCUCCCCCUGCAUUUAUACCAACCGUGUUUUAUGUACCUACUAUGCUCUGGGCAUAUGCUGUGCCUCUGUAUAGUGUAUAUUUUGUUGUUUUUGUUUCUUGUUGUUGUUUUUUUUAAGGUCUAUGGGUUUUGUCUUUGUUUGUUUCUUUUGUUUUUUUUACAAGCAAACAUUGUAAAUUAUACAGAAGAUACCACAGAUAGCAUUUAUAAAGUAUACAGAAACAUUAUCCGAAAGCAAAGUAUGAUCGUUUGUUUUGCGAUACAGUACAUCUAUAUUGAUAGAGGCUCAUGUUUAAAUUAUGCAUAUUUAUUAGCACUGCAUUGCCAUUUGUUCCGAGCAGUCUGGGUGAAGGCGGCUCAGAACGAAAUGCAGCCGCCGCAGAGGCAGCCGAACCACGUUGCACACAGUCUUUCAAGUUAGAAAUCAGAGUGCAUUCAAAAUUAGCUCAGUGCUCAAAGGGUUAAGCUAAUUUGAAAAGGAGAAGAAAAAAGAACCCAAAAAAGGGCAAAAAAGAAAAAGAACUUGUACUGUAUUUCCUAAACAUUGAUAAAAAAGUAAUACUUUGCUUAAAAGUUAUGGGGCAUUCUGUGAUCCCACCCCUUCCACUUAUUUAUGAACCCUCUUGGUUGCCGUUCCGUGUGGUUGGAUACCUUCUUAUUUCCAUUGGUAACUUUCUGUUUUGUUCUUCCUAAUGAUUCUCCUAAGAUCCCACACUGCAGCUUCAUCGGUAGGCUUCUCUGAAAGGUAACCCGUGGUUACCGGCUCUCCCAGCAAUUCUGUUCGCCUCCAUUUUUGGCAGUUAAUUUGCAGAAGUAACUGACAGCUGACACCAUCUGAGAACCUAUGUAUAAAAUAUUGGCAUGUAAACAGCACAGACACUGUAACACACGCUGUGCCCUGUUUUGUUGUUGACAAUGAAGCACCGUUAUGUGACUCUUCAUAUAACCCUUUUUUCUACGGCAGCAUUAAAAUUGUCUUUUUGCUAUAA